GCAAAAGCUUCAAGUUCCACUUUUUGAACGGAUAAACAAGAUUAUCAAGUUAUAAGUACAAGUGAGAAUUGUUCAGGAUUGCCAUCGAGUGGACUCCUCGCAGAAAAAUUUAUGAAACCAAGUUUUGUCAGGGCCCCCUGGAGUGGCUUCUGUUAGCCUUCCAUUUCCAUUGUCCGGAAAUUUUUUUGGUGGAGAAACAGGGAAAGGAGGCGUAUUUCAUGCGGACCAGGAUCAUUUUUGGGUUCCCUCAUCUAUGUUUUCUUCUUGCCGCUUAAAUCUAUAGAUGGACGGGAUCUGAUCUGUAUUAAGAGUUGUGGACGCCUCUCCCUCGCCUUCACAUGUCUGUGUAUGUACCGUUGGUCGGGUGAUUUGGUAUUGAGUCUCAUUAUUGGACAACAAUGAGGAGGAGGAGAAGGAAAAGCCAAGUUCCCAUCUUCAUGUUGGCGCUAUUAUGCUUCCUCUUCUGAAUCCUCCCCUUGCUGCUUGCAAUAAACACCACCACCAAUCUGUCCACCGAGCGCAGAAGACCAGGAGAUCGGAAUACUAAUACUAGAGAAGAAGAGAAAGGGCAAGAGAAGAAAGGAAAGAAUGGGCAGCAGCCCGGGACAGAAUUUGGUGGCGGAUUUCGUGAUGGGUGGGUUCGCGGCUGCGGUCGCCAAGAGCGCGGCAGCUCCCAUGGAGAGGGUGAAGCUGCUGUUGCAGAACCAAGGGGAGUUGCAGAAGCGGGGGCAACUCUGCGACCCUUACUGUGGAGUUAGAGAUUGCUUCAGGAGGGUGCUCAGGGAAGAGGGCAUUCUCUCCCUGUGGAGGGGAAACCAAGCUAACGUCCUCCGUUAUCUCCCCACCCAGGCUUUUAACUUUGCUUUCAAGGGCUACUUUCAGAGCGUGUUUGGCUACUCAAAGGAGAAAGAUGGUUAUCUGAAGUGGUUGGCAGGAAAUGUUGCAUCUGGUAGUGCUGCUGGUGCAACAACUUCUUUGUUCCUAUACCAUUUGGAUUAUGCCCGCACCCGUCUUGCAACGGACAUGAAAAAUGUCCAAGCUAACAGGAGUCGCCAGUUCAUGGGAUUGCGUGAUGUUUACCGGAAGACGCUUAUGACUGAUGGCAUUGUGGGAUUAUACAGAGGUUUUAGUGUUUCCAUUACUGGGAUUACGCUCUACAGGGGGCUGUAUUUUGGAAUUUAUGAUACUCUGAAGCCGAUUGUUCUUGUUGGGCCAUUAGAGGGAAAAUUUUUGCCAAGCUUUUUGCUGGGCUGGAGCGUCACCACCUUUUCUGGUGUUUGUGCAUAUCCCUUUGAUACUGUUCGCCGGCGAAUGAUGCUGACCUCUGGUCACACAAUCAAGUACAAGGGCACCGUGGAUGCAUUCAGGCAAAUUGUUCAUCACGAGGGUGCCGGUGCUCUUUUCAAAGGUGUAACUGCCAAUAUGCUUCUUGGGGUUGCAGGGGCUGGAGUUCUUGCUGGGUAUGAUCAACUUCGUUGUCUUGCUAACAGAUAUGGUUAUGGACUUCAUCAUCAGUUGAAAGCCUGACUAAUGCAGCAUUUGGUAAUUGUUGAUUUCUUGAGAACGUGGUCCGUAUUUGAAUCAUCUGCUUGCUGCUUACCUUUAAAGAAAAUCAAAUGCAUUUUCUGGGAGAAGUCAAUCCUUUUGUACAUAUUAUGGAAGGGAGUAAGCAUCAUGAUGAAUAAACUGUGCACGCCAUGCACCUCCUCUAGCAACUGUAAAUUUAUGUUUGUACAAAUAUCAUUGGUUUAAUUUCUCAGGC
Messenger RNA from Nymphaea colorata (pocket water lily), 1762 nucleotides. RefSeq names its product ADP,ATP carrier protein ER-ANT1. Gene Ontology annotation, molecular function: ATP:ADP antiporter activity. Gene Ontology annotation, cellular component: mitochondrial inner membrane. The transcript is spliced from 4 exons. Lineage: Eukaryota; Viridiplantae; Streptophyta; Magnoliopsida; Nymphaeales; Nymphaeaceae. The record is from RefSeq and is a predicted model, not a curated record. The coding region runs from base 589 to 1527 and encodes 312 amino acids. Gene Ontology annotation, biological process: mitochondrial ADP transmembrane transport; mitochondrial ATP transmembrane transport.